Messenger RNA from Glycine soja, 1117 nucleotides. RefSeq names its product 40S ribosomal protein S3-3-like. The transcript is spliced from 6 exons. Lineage: Eukaryota; Viridiplantae; Streptophyta; Magnoliopsida; Fabales; Fabaceae. Gene Ontology annotation, cellular component: cytosolic small ribosomal subunit; nucleus. Gene Ontology annotation, molecular function: structural constituent of ribosome; RNA binding. Gene Ontology annotation, biological process: translation. The record is from RefSeq and is a predicted model, not a curated record. The coding region runs from base 131 to 841 and encodes 236 amino acids.
GUAUCGUCUUUGCAGUGUGUCGGCCUCUACCUAUAUAUUCCACUCACUACCCAGAAACUAGGGUUUAGCGCCACACCCCAAUCGUAGCCGUCGCACUCUGUGUUUUCAGCGCCGUCUCCGAUCUCCGACAAUGGCGACCCAAAUGAGCAAGAAGAGAAAGUUCGUAGCUGAUGGAGUGUUCUUCGCUGAACUGAACGAGGUUCUGACAAGAGAGUUGGCCGAGGACGGUUACUCCGGCGUGGAAGUUAGGGUUACGCCGAUGCGCACCGAAAUCAUAAUUAGAGCCACCAGAACCCAAGCUGUUCUCGGUGAGAAGGGAAGGAGAAUAAGGGAACUUACCUCUGUGGUUCAGAAGAGGUUCAAGUUUCCCGAGAACAGUGUCGAACUUUAUGCUGAAAAGGUCAACAAUAGGGGUCUUUGCGCUAUUGCUCAGGCUGAGUCUCUUCGAUACAAGCUCCUUGGUGGACUCGCUGUGCGCAGGGCCUGCUAUGGUGUUUUGAGGUUUGUUAUGGAGAGUGGUGCUAAGGGAUGCGAGGUCAUUGUGAGUGGAAAAUUGAGAGCCCAGAGAGCCAAAUCUAUGAAGUUUAAGGAUGGGUACAUGAUUUCUUCUGGGCAACCUGUCAAAGAUUACAUUGACUCUGCAGUGAGACAUGUGCUCCUGAGACAGGGUGUUCUUGGCAUUAAGGUGAAGAUCAUGCUUGAUUGGGAUCCUAAGGGGAAACAGGGUCCUAAAACUCCCCUCCCUGAUCUUGUCACAAUCCAUUCUCCAAAGGAGGAAGAAGAAUACAUCCAGCCUGCUCCAGUUUUGGCUGCUAAUGAUAUUGAGGUCCCUGUUGCUUGAAAAGUUAUACGCUGGAGGAGUAAUUCAUAUUAGCUUAGUGCCUAGUUUUUCUUGUAUGCAAUGUUUGUUGUUGAAGACAUGUUCAAAAUUUUGAAGAAAUUGUUAUACUCAGUUACAAGUAUUUUAAGUCAUUUGUUUUAUCUUUCUCAUACCCUUCGUCUUAUGUAGUUUGAAGUCUUUUGUUUGUGAUUCACGUCAUUGAUACAGUUCUUGUUAUUUUUGUUGUUCUAAUGCUAUGUUUCUUGCCUUUAUGAAUAGAUAAUUUUUUGUUAUUAA